Messenger RNA from Exophiala bonariae, 1629 nucleotides. RefSeq lists its product as uncharacterized. Gene Ontology annotation, molecular function: oxidoreductase activity, acting on paired donors, with incorporation or reduction of molecular oxygen; heme binding; iron ion binding. The transcript has 2 exons. The coding region runs from base 1 to 1629 and encodes 542 amino acids. The record is from RefSeq and is a predicted model, not a curated record. Lineage: Eukaryota; Fungi; Ascomycota; Eurotiomycetes; Chaetothyriales; Herpotrichiellaceae.
AUGACGUCCUUUACAUCACAAGAUUUCGAACAUAUUCCCUUCCUACGACUAUUUCUCGUUGGGGCGGUUGCAUUACCGUUACUUCUGGCUUUGUGUUUCUAUUUAUGGGUAACGCCAAAUAGUUGGAAAGAUUCUCGUCGGAAGCAUCUUCCACCUGGACCUCGUGGAGUUCCGUUCCUUGGGAACUUCUUCCAGCUAUCCGAUGCAGAGACCUUUCGCUUCAAAGCCCAGGCAUGGGCCAAACAGUAUGGCGAAGUAUUUUACACCAAGAUGGGUGGAUCCGACUACAUAUAUCUGUCCUCACCGACUACUGUCAAGGAGUUGAUGGACAAGAAAUCGGCAAUCUAUUCUUCUCGGCCACCGGCCCCGCUAGCCAGCGAUGUUGCUUCAGCCGGACGGCGCCAGUUAUUCAUGCCAUAUGGUCCGAAGUAUCGAGUGGUCAGAAAGAUUGCUCAUUCACUGCUCAACAUCAACAUUUCCACUAGCUAUCAGCCAGUACAAGAUCUGGAGUCGAAACAACUUAUGUUCGAUUUACUCCGAGAUCCGGAACACUUCUACGACCAUAAUCGUCGCUAUUCCGCUAGCGUCAUACUCACAGUUGCAUAUGGCCAGCGCAUGGCCGAUUGGGAUAACCCGCUGGUGAAGAAGAUUUAUAGCGUUGUAAACAACUUGCAGCAGUUCUCUGCUCCAGGCGCCUUCCUCGUCGAUACCUUUCCAUCUGUCCGGCACUUUCCACAAUGGUUAUUUGGCAACUGGAGAAAAUUUGGUGAACAGUGCUUUGCACAUGACUCGGUGGUGUAUCUCAAACUUUGGGGAGACUUGAAAAAGGACGUUGACGAAGGUAAAGCCAGACCUUGCUUCGCCAAAGACUUCUACUUGAGCGAUCCCGAGAAGGUCGGCAUCGAUUCUUUGCAGGCGGCUUACCAGACAGGAGGUCUUGUUGAAGCAGGGUCUGAGACAACUUCGGCCUUCUUGAACUCUUUUAUCUUGGCUAUGACUCAGAGCCCUCGUGUAAUGCAAAAGGCCCAGGAAGAAAUCGACAGAGUGGUUGGAGAAGAAAGACUUCCCACAUGGGAGGAUGAACCCAAUUUGCCCUAUUUAAGAGCAAUCAUCAAAGAGUUGUUGAGAACACGACCGCCCAACAAAUUUGGAAUGCAGCAUUAUACGACUGAGGACGAUUGGUACAACGGAAUGUUCAUCCCCAAAGACACUGUAGUGGUAUUGAAUUGGUGGGCGAUCAAUUAUGACCCCAGUCAUUGGGACAAGCCCGAGGAGUUCAAUCCCGAACGGUUCCUAGGAUACAACCUUCCUGCAGCUUCAUACAUCAAUAUCGCCAACCCUGACGAGAGAGACCAUUUUUCCUACGGCGCAGGUCGAAGGAUUUGCCCCGGCGUUCAUGUCGCCGAAAAAUCUUUAUACCUCAAUAUCGCCCGGGUGAUGUGGGCAUUCAACAUUGCCAAAAAAGUCGACACGAGUGGAAAUGUGAUCGAACCUAACUCGGCAAUGGUACCAGGCUGGAUGACAAUACCUCAACCCUUCGAAUGCGAAAUCACUGUGCGAUCUGAUAAAAAGAAGGCUUUGAUCACCAAGAUUUGGGAUGAAGCGAAACGAGAAUUGCAGGGCACAUGA